Drosophila erecta is the source of this 574-nucleotide messenger RNA. RefSeq lists its product as uncharacterized. The transcript has 3 exons. The coding region runs from base 222 to 551 and encodes 109 amino acids. NCBI's taxonomy places the organism in Eukaryota, Metazoa, Arthropoda, Insecta, Diptera, Drosophilidae. The record is from RefSeq and is a predicted model, not a curated record.
ACGGUAAUUUUACAGGCAUUUGACAUUCGUCACCAAGGCGCCACCUAGGGGACAGCAAGAAAGCACAGCAUACUUUUUGGCAUGGAAUGAGAUAUAUAUAUGAAUGAGUAUAUUUCAACACCAUAUUAGCAAAAGAUCUAGUUUAAAAUUUCAUAAAAACUUUGGAAUAGCUUUCAAACUUUUUGAAAUAAUCAAAAUUAGCUGCUUUCAUUUUCCUAAACAUGAACAUUAACCCAAUAAUCCGAUCUAUUCUCAGCCACUUCAGAGGCCGUACCAUCAGAAGUUAUCUGGUUGUCUUGCCCGAUCACACUCGCAUAGAAAAGCAGUUAAAGCUGGAGGAUCUGCGAACAAAACGUGGAGCCUUGGAUCUGCGAUCUCAUGACCUGACACUCCAGCAAAAGCGCGUGGAGUCCAAUCUAACCGAUCUAACCCGCUGCAUCAGGGGCAUGGAGUUCGAUGUGAAGGUGCAAUCCAAGCGCGGGAGGAAGGAGAGAAAGCAGGCCCAGCCAAGUGAUAAGAAAUCACCCAAGGUCGGUGAUUUUAGCGAAUAGCAAAAUCCCCCUGUGUGCUUCCC